Poeciliopsis prolifica (blackstripe livebearer) is the source of this 3263-nucleotide messenger RNA. It is a transcript of the gene mbtps2, whose product is annotated as membrane-bound transcription factor peptidase, site 2. The record is from RefSeq and is a predicted model, not a curated record. Gene Ontology annotation, molecular function: protein binding; metalloendopeptidase activity. NCBI's taxonomy places the organism in Eukaryota, Metazoa, Chordata, Actinopteri, Cyprinodontiformes, Poeciliidae. Gene Ontology annotation, cellular component: cytoplasm; membrane. Gene Ontology annotation, biological process: membrane protein intracellular domain proteolysis; regulation of response to endoplasmic reticulum stress. Bases 185 to 1678 code for a protein of 497 amino acids. The transcript is spliced from 11 exons.
CCAGCCGGUGACUUGUGUCUCAUUUCCGCUGUAAACAAACCCACUAUCUCCUGUUUGGGCGUUUUGCAGAAACACGCCGGCUUUUCGAGCUGUCUAAUCGCGACUCUGCGGUGCGCAAACGGAGCAAUGGAGAGGCCGCAGUUCGGUAGUUCGAUUCCGCGGAGAGUCCUCUGACAGCCGCACCAUGAUCCCGGUGUCCCUGCUGGUGUUCGUGAUGGCAGGCUGGUGUGCUGUCUACCUGGCCGACACGCUUCUCAGGUCAUCUGCCUUGCACCGGAUCAACUACGAGUCGUGGCUGGCCAGCCGAGGGUUGAUGUUGUCUCCUUUUCACGUGAGAUGGCAGACCACCAUGUUUAACCGGCUGUUUGCUUACUGCGCCCGCAUCAACGCCCGAGCCCUCUACCUUUGGUUCAGCAGUGGUCUAGUGUUUGGUGUGGCGGCCAUGUUGGGAUCGGUGGUGCUGCUGGUGAAGACGCUGCAGCAGACCUAUGCCCAGAUGACCACAGACAACCCACGGAUUGGUGGGCAGCAGACCCUGCAGGUGGUGGUACCGGGUGUGAACCUGCCCACCAGUCAGCUGGCCUACUUCUUCAUCGCUCUGCUGCUCAGCGGCGUCAUCCAUGAGCUGGGUCACGCUGUGGCCGCGCUGAGGGAGUCUGUGAGAGUGAACGGCUUCGGCAUGUUCGUCUUCGUCGUUUAUCCUGGGGCGUUUGUGGAUCUCUUCACCACGCACCUCAACCUCAUCUCUCCUGCUCAGCAGCUCAGAAUAUUCUGUGCAGGAGUUUGGCAUAACUUUGUUUUGUGCGUGGCGGCGCUGGCUCUCCUCUUCCUGCUGCCGGUCCUCCUGUUUCCUGUCUAUGCCACCGGGGUCGGCGCUAUGGUUACCGAGGUCGUGCCGGGUUCUGCGGCAGAAGGCCCCCGGGGUCUGUCGGUCGGGGAUCUGGUGACGCGCCUGGAGGACUGCCCCGUCCGGGGGGUGGAGGACUGGGCCGCCUGCCUGUUCCAGCUGUCCCGCGGCCCGCAGACCGGGUACUGCGUCCCGGCGGCCGGCCUGCAGCCCAGCUGGGCUCACGGCAGACCUUUCAAGCGUCUGGACGGGACGAUGGACUGCUGCAGUAACAACAGCCUGACAGACCUCUGCUUCUCCUACAUCAAACCACAAGGCAGGAACAGCAGGGAGAGAGAGUUCGCCUGCAUGCCGGUAAGGAAGAUGGUGACGGGAACGGCGACGUGUCGCUCCGACAACGAUUGUGGCGUGAACUCGGCCAGCGUCUGCGUCACCCCGUCUCUCGAGAACCAGACCCGCUUCAUCCGCGUGGCUCACCCGCCCAGCCCACACAUGCUGUUCGUAGGUUUUCCGCCGCACCUGCAGUACGCCGUGAGUCUGACCAACUUCGUGCCCCGCUUCGGGUUCCUCCACCUGGACCUGCCCGUCUUCAUGGAGACCUUCCUAAAGUACGUGGUGUCCCUCUCCGGCGCGCUGGCCGUCGUUAACUCCGUGCCCUGCUUCGCCCUGGACGGACAGUGGAUGCUCAACGCCCUGCUGGAGGCCACGCUGGUUACCGUGGUAACUGACCGCCAGAAGCGCGAGCUGAUCGGUUUCUUCCUGCUGCUAGCCGGCAGCGCCUUGCUAGCAGCUAACGUGGCGCUCGGCCUGUGGAUGGUAACGGCGCGGUAGCGGCAGGUUCGGUGAACGAAGGGAGGUCCAUCUCCAGUCCGGGACGAGCUGCUGACCACAAACUGUGAAGCUGCUGCGAAUAGGCGACGACGCCGCGGCAGCGCCGCCACUUUACGCUGACUGUUUUCCCUCCAUCGGCCUUUCAGCCGUUACGACCAAUGAAGACUUCUUCUCCUUCCACCACCGUGCUUAGGUAAGCUACGGAAGAGGAAUAGGACCACAACACACAAUUUAAUCUCAGAAUUUACGCUUUUUUCCUAAGAAUUUUAUCUUUAAUUCCUCAAUUCCUUCAUAUUUUUGACUUUAAUUACCAAAUUUAGACCCAGAAUUCUGAUCAUUUUUCUCUAAAUCCAACUUUUUCUCUGAAUUUCUUUUUUUUCAAAUUCCAACUAUAAUGGUCAAAUUCUGACUUCCAAUUCUGUUUCUCUGAAUUCAACUUUUUAUGUCUGAAUUAAAUUGUAUCCCAUAUUUCAACUUCAAUUGUCAAAUUCUGACUUUCUUUGAGAGAUUUCUAAUAAUUUUUCUCUGAAUUCCAACAGUUUUCUCUGAAUUUCAAAUUUUGUCCUCUGAAUUCUGACUUAAAUUUCUGAAUUCUGACCUAAUUCAGUUUUUUUCCUCCAAACAUGUUUUUCAUCUGAAUUUUUUAUGUCUCCAAAUUUGAAGUGUAAUUGUAUAAUUCUGACCCUUUUUACCCUCAGAAUUCCAAUAAUGUUUCUUUGAAUUCCAACUUUUUUCUCUGAAUCUUUUUUUUUUCUGCAAAUUUCAACCUUAAUUGCCAAAUUCUAACUUUUUCUUCAGAUUUACAACUUUUCUCGUCUGAAGUUCAAUUUGUUUUCUUGUGAAUUUCAAAUUUAAUUGCUGAUUUCUGACAUAUUUGUCAGAAUUCUGACUUUCAUGUAUGUGGGCCCCUGUCUUCAAUGACACAUGUGAUUUCUGCAUUAUGAGAACUAACUUUUUGGAGGAUCACGUGUAAAAAAAAAAAAAGAAAAAGAAAAAGAAAGAAAAUUACUUUAAUUCAAAGAGGCUGGUUAAAAUCUGAUUUCUUUUUCAUUUGGUCAAAUCUUACACAUGUAAAGAAGAUGGGAUGCUUCCUGUAAUGUGCUUUUCCAACUGAAUGUUUACAAGAGCAGAUUUUUGCAUUUUAAAAAUUGUGGUGUUUGAAUUUGGAUUUAAAUGUUAUCCAAAAAUCCCAAACUGUGUUUUUGCUGUGAAACAGAAGAAUUAAGUUGUUCUAAAUGGUAUUCUCAGUUUCUGUUUUGGUGAAUUCACAGCAGUAUCAUGAUCUACAUUAUGACUGGUGGAGAAAUUGCACUAUCAAUUACUCUUUAAGAAAACAUUUGGGUUAUUAUAAUUACCUGAGUGGACCUCUGUCUAUCUCGAGAUGUAAACGAGAGUACUGUACAGAUCAACUGUCUUUCUCUCCUUCAGGCAUUCAUGCAGGAAAAAAGCCUUCUGUGUUCACUGUGUUCUGACUUUUCCUGAGGUUUCUCUGUUUCCUUCUGACCUCUCACUGUUCACAGUCUGGUUGUAAAAGUUAAUUGUGUCAAAAAUGUGAAAUAAAACAUUUUCUUUUUGUUUUUUGUAA